Molecule: messenger RNA, 1638 nt
Organism: Ochotona princeps (American pika)
Lineage: Eukaryota; Metazoa; Chordata; Mammalia; Lagomorpha; Ochotonidae
Product: plasma membrane ascorbate-dependent reductase CYBRD1
Exons: 4
Coding region: 136-990 (284 amino acids)
Cellular component (GO): lysosomal membrane
Molecular function (GO): oxidoreductase activity
Source: RefSeq, a predicted model, not a curated record
CCGCCCCCAGGAGGCCCUCACGACUGUCCGGGGCCGAGGAAACCCCUCCCCGCGGGCGGAGACAGCUCCGAGAGAGUCGACGCCCGGCCUCGGCCGCCAGGACCCAGAAGCUGCGGCGCGGAGCAUGGGCCUGUGAUGGCCAUGGAAGGCUACAGGGGCUUCCUGGGGCUGCUGGUGUCGGCGCUGCUUGUCGGGUUCCUGUCAGUGAUCUUCACCCUUAUCUGGGUCCUCCACUACCGCAAGGGGCUUGGCUGGGACGGAGGCGAUCUCGAGUUUAACUGGCACCCGGUGCUCAUGGUCACCGGCUUCGUCUUCAUCCAGGGCAUCGCCAUCAUCGUGUACCGGCUGCCAUGGACCUGGAGGUGCAGCAAGUUCCUGAUGAAAUCCAUCCACGCAGGGCUCAACACCAUCGCCACCAUCCUGGCCAUCGUCGCCCUAGUGGCUGUGUUUGAUUACCACAAUGUUGGGAGCAUCCCCAAUAUGUACAGUCUGCACAGCUGGCUGGGCCUGGCAGCGGUCAUAUUGUAUGUCUUGCAGCUUCUCCUAGGUUUUUUCAUCUUUCUGCUCCCGUGGGCUCCGGUGUCUCUGCGAGCAAUUGCCAUGCCCAUCCAUGUUUAUUCUGGACUAUUCCUCUUUGGGACAGUGAUUGCAACAUCAUUGAUGGGACUGACCGAGAAGCUGUUUUUUGUCCUGAAAGACCCUGCCUACAGCACAUCCCCCCCAGAAGGUCUCUUCACAAACACCCUGGGCCUCCUGAUGGUGCUCUUCGGGGCCCUCAUCCUGUGGAUCGCCACCAGGCCGCAAUGGAAACGUCCUAAAGAACCAGACUCUACCCUUCUUCAGUCAAACGGGGGCACUGCAGAGGCGGUAGAAGGCUCCGCAGCGGUAAACCUUGCCAACAACCCGGACAAAUCCGAUCCAGACCCAAACAGUGAGGCAAGGAAAAGAAACUUCGCCCUGGAUGAGACUGGUCAGAGGUCCACCAUGUGAGGUGGCAUGGAGACAUAGCCGUGUAUACUUCACCUUUAAAAGCUCGCCCCAAAGCUUAGCUUCUCCUAUUUAGCCAUAUGAUUUUAUUUUAAUCGUGUAAGAGGAGUUCUAGAAAGUGUUUGCAUUGACUGAGGUCCACCUAAUUUGGAAAGGGUGUGAUUGAUAACUAAUAGGUGAUAUCAGUUGUGGUGAUGUUACCUCUUUCUUCUCAUGGACCAAACCCUUAGCACAGAGCUCAAAAUGCACCUGCCAGCUAGUUCACUUGAUAAACUGGCAACAUCCACUGCCUCUUGCCAGGUGAUCAUUUCUUGGUAGUUCUGGGAACCCAGUGAUUACAAAAGUAGGCAGCACCAGCCCUCAAGUUUUCAAAUCCAGCAUGAAUAGAUGGGGCUGGAUAUAGACCUUCAUGCAACACACACAUCAUAACUUGUUUGUAUUGUGGCAUGUGGGGCCAGUUGCUGAGUGAGGGAGGUAGAUCAUCUCCUGGUGGAACUUGGAACAGUCCCGAAGACUCAGCUGAGCCUGAGCUUUCCUGGAUGAUUGUCCUGUAUAAUCCAGAUUCUAGUGUGGUCGUAUUGAAGAUAGCGCCCGAACGCUCAAGCAGCCUCAGCUCCUCUCCACAUGCCAAAGGAGCUCUUUCCUUGAGCU